UCCUGCGCCGCGUCCAGCCCGCCCGCCCGACCCCGGCCCGACCCCGGCCGGCCCCGCCCGCCCGGCCCCGGGGAGGGAUGCGGCGGCGCGGCGCCCAGGAUGCCCCGCAGCCCCGGGACGCGCCUCAAACCCGCCAAGUACAUCCCGGUGGCCACGGCCGCCGCGCUGCUGGUCGGCUCCAGCACCCUGUUCUUCGUGUUCACGUGCCCGUGGUUGACACGAGCUGUGUCCCCAGCCGUUCCUGUCUACAAUGGCAUCAUCUUCCUCUUUGUCCUGGCCAACUUCAGCAUGGCCACCUUCAUGGACCCUGGCGUCUUCCCCCGAGCGGAUGAGGACGAGGACAAGGAGGACGACUUCCGAGCCCCGCUGUACAAGAACGUGGAUGUGCGAGGCAUCCAGGUCCGCAUGAAGUGGUGCGCCACGUGCCACUUCUACCGCCCGCCACGCUGUUCCCACUGCAGCGUCUGUGACAACUGCGUAGAGGACUUUGACCACCACUGCCCCUGGGUCAACAACUGCAUCGGGCGCCGCAACUACCGCUACUUCUUCCUGUUCCUGCUGUCGCUCAGCGCACACAUGGUGGGCGUCGUAGCCUUUGGCCUGGUCUACGUGCUGAACCAUGCAGAGGGGCUGGGCGCUGCUCACACGACCAUCACCAUGGCUGUCAUGUGUGUGGCCGGCCUCUUCUUCAUUCCUGUCAUCGGCCUAACGGGCUUUCACGUGGUGCUGGUCACUCGCGGGCGCACCACCAACGAGCAGGUGACGGGGAAGUUCCGCGGGGGCGUGAACCCCUUCACCCGAGGCUGCUGUGGGAACGUGGAGCAUGUGCUGUGCAGCCCCCUGGCGCCCCGAUACGUAGUGGAGCCACCCCGGCUGCCACUUGCUGUAAGCCUACAGCCGCCCUUCCUCCGGCCCGAACUCCUGGAGCGAGCUGCGCCGCUCAAGGUCAAGCUCAGUGACAAUGGGCUGAAGGCCGGCCUGGGUCACAGCAAGUCCAAGGGCAGUUUGGACCGGCUGGACGAGAAGCCGCUGGACUUGGGGCCGCCGCUGCCCCCCAAGAUAGACGCCAGCACGUUUGGCAGCGACCUGCAGACACCGCGCCCGGGCAGUGCUGAGAGCGCCCUGUCAGUGAAGAGGACCAGCCCCCCGACGCCUGCCAUGUACAAGUUCCGGCCCGCCUUCUCCACGGGGCCCAAGUCGCCCUUCUGCAGGCCGAGUGAGCAGGUCCCAGGCCCCGACCCCCUGGCCCUGGGGGACGACAGCAUCCACAGCCUAGACUUUGUGUCUGAACCCAGCCUCGACCUCCCCGACUACGGGCCCGGCGGCCUCCACGCGGCCUACCCACCGUCCCCGCCACUCAGCGCCUCUGAUGCCUUCUCGGGUGCUUUGCGCUCUCUGAGCCUCAAGGCUGCAGGCCGGAGGGGCGGGGACCACAUGGCCUUGCAGCCCCUGCGCUCCGAGGGUGGGCCGCCCACGCCCCACCGCAGCCUCUUCACCCCCCAUGCGCUGCCCAACCGCAACGGCAGCCUCUCCUACGACAGCCUGCUCAACCCUGGCUCGCCGGGCGGCCACGCCUGCCCAGCCCACCCUUCGGUUGGCAUGGCCGGCUACCGCUCGCCCUACCUGCACCCUGCGGUGGCGGGUGACCCACCACGGCCCCCACCCCGCAGCUUCAGCCCCGUGCUGGGCCCCCGGCCACGGGAGCCUUCGCCCGUGCGCUACGACAACCUGUCCAGGACCAUCAUGGCGUCCAUACAGGAGCGCAAGGACAGGGAGGAGCGCGAGCGGCUGCUGCGCUCGCAGGCCGACUCACUCUUCGGAGACUCGGGCGUCUACGACGCGCCCAGCUCCUACAGCCUGCAGCAGGCCAGCGUGCUGUCCGAGGGCCCCUGCGGCCCCGUGCUGCACCACGGCUCCAGGGAUGACCUCGUGGCUGGGCCCAGCUUCGGAGGCGCCCGCAACCCCGCCCUGCAGACAUCGCUGUCCUCGCUGUCCAGCUCUGUGAGCCGGGCGCCGCGGACAUCCUCCUCCUCCUUGCAAGCUGACCAGGCCAACAGCAACGCCGUGGGGACCCGGCCUGGCAGUGGCUCGCACAGGUCGCCUGUGCGCCAGGGUCUGCCUUCCCCGCCUGGCACUCCCCGCUCACCUUCCUUCUCGGGCCCCAAGGCCGUCGCCUUCAUCCACACGGACCUCCCGGAGCCGCCGCCCUCGCUGGCCAUGCAGAGGGGGCGGAUCGGCACCUGCAGCCGCGGAUGGGGGCGGCGCGGCCCACCCAGGGUGCCCCCCGGGCUGCACCUGUGCCACAUUGGCCGCCCUGAGGACCGCCCACCACUGCGGGCCCCCUGGAGCCCAGCUGCCGGGGCACCCCCCCGCGGGGCCAUGUGCCGCCUGCACUUGGCCGCGUCCAGCCUUUUCCCCAGCCUCUCGGGCCCCUAGCAGGACACCAAGUAGACACCCAGCUGCAGACCCAGGAGGCCAGGCUGCCGCGGACCCUGGGGUGGGGCUGGGUGUGGCCUGGAAGUCUGUCCUCUACCAGCUGCAUCUUGACUGAGUCCCAGCCUGCUGGGGCCCGUGACCCUGUGUCCAUGUGACCUCAAGAAGUCCCCAACCUGCUGCAGGGGGUCCAACACCCCAAGAGGGCGGCCCUGGAGCUGCUGGGACCAGCAGGACCUCCACCCCAGCCUCCCUGCCCAAUAAGCACUUUAGACUAAGUCACUUCCUCCCUAGGGGGCUCAGGCCUCUGGGUUGGGCUGGGGGGAGUUCUCAGGUUGCCCCUGCAGGUCACUGCACUGCCCCCACCCUGUCCCCAGCACAUGAACAGAUGCCUUAACUUCCUGCAGCCGCCAGCCUGGUGAGCCACUGACCCCCUUGCCUGCCCGCCAAGUCCCCCUAGCCAGCUAUGCCACGGCCCCCUGGCCACCAGCACCCAGAGAUGAUGCACCUGGGAGCUCAGAGGGUCCGCAGUCCACAGCCCUGCAGCCCCCAGGCCAGUUUGGCCUGGAUGCCCUGGGGCAGGAUGGGGUGGUAUCCUGGCCAGCCCUUCUGCACAAGGUCCCUGUCCCCGGAGUCCACUCUGGGCAGGGCUCUAUUUCUCCCAUUUUGGGACAAGACAGCCACAAAGCUAUUCUCUAUUGUUCUAAAGGGUACCACCCCCAAUUCAUUUCCCCAAAUAAAAUUUUUGGUGUUUACCUCCA
Molecule: messenger RNA, 3194 nt
Organism: Microcebus murinus (gray mouse lemur)
Lineage: Eukaryota; Metazoa; Chordata; Mammalia; Primates; Cheirogaleidae
Gene: ZDHHC8
Product: zDHHC palmitoyltransferase 8
Biological process (GO): protein palmitoylation
Cellular component (GO): Golgi apparatus
Molecular function (GO): palmitoyltransferase activity
Source: RefSeq, a predicted model, not a curated record